Molecule: messenger RNA, 2490 nt
Organism: Alosa alosa (allis shad)
Lineage: Eukaryota; Metazoa; Chordata; Actinopteri; Clupeiformes; Clupeidae
Gene: crsp7
Product: cofactor required for Sp1 transcriptional activation, subunit 7
Exons: 3
Coding region: 211-2043 (610 amino acids)
Biological process (GO): positive regulation of gene expression; regulation of transcription by RNA polymerase II
Cellular component (GO): nucleus; mediator complex; core mediator complex
Molecular function (GO): transcription coregulator activity
Source: RefSeq, a predicted model, not a curated record
CUGGUGGUGAGCGCGAUGAGGCAGUGAGAUCACGUUGAAUUUCGAUUUUGUUGCCUUAUACAUUUACAAACCCACAAUCGAGCAGACACACCAGAAACAUGUGGUUCAGGUUUCGUUUUCAUCUUCCGAAAGGUGUGUGACUUUGAUCAAGCCUUUCACCCUUCAAUUCGGAGGAUUCCUCCCCGUCCGUCGAUUCGUUUCGACCAGGCAAUGACAACGGCCCCAGCAACCCCGCAGCAGAUGAGAGACCGGCUGCUGCAGGCCAUCGAUAGCCAGAGCAAUAUCUGCAACAUGGUGGCAGUAUUGGAUGUAAUCACCAAUUUGGAGAAAUUUCCCAUCACCAAAGAAGCACUUGAGGAAACUCGCCUAGGAAAACUGAUCAAUGAUUUAAGGAAAAAAACAAAAGAUGAAGAUUUAGCGAAACGUGCCAAGAAACUUUUGCGCAACUGGCAGAAACUUAUUGAGCCAGGCCAGAAUGACACACCUACACGGUCAGCUCCAGGAACCCCAGGGUCUGCUAAUGGUGGUGCCCACCCAUGCAGAACGGACAUCACACCACUUACUGUACCACCACCAGGAAAGAUUGGCCCUGAGGUCAAAAAUCGAAAUGACAUCCACAACACCUACUCUCCCAAAGCAGAGAAGUCAGGUAGUCGCAAGCGCAAGGAUGAGAACAGGGACAGUCUCCACCCACCUGCAAAAAUGCCUAAAACCUCUGCAUACGAGCAGAUGUCUUCCUGCACCUCACCGUCAACCAAUGGAAUUGGAGGCAGCCCAGAGACUCCUUCAGAAAGGGAUACCCUCCAGCCCUCUGACAGAAACCGCACUGAGCACCUUGAGAAUGACCGACACAGUAAGAUUCCUGUCAACGCUGUUAGGCCUCACUCUAACUCCCCAGGGCUAACCAAACUGCCUAGCACUUCGUCCCUGAUCAAAACGGCAGUCCUACAGCAGCAUGCCAGAUUGGAAGGUGGCAGUGGAGGACCGCAUCAGCCCAAAAGCCCUCGUUUCUCCUCCCACAGCCCCCGCAGCGCAGCGCAGGAGAUGCUCUCCAAGAGGUCUUCAACUUGCGCCCCUAAGGAGAGUCUCUCCAGCCCAUCGCCUAGCUCUGCUCAAGUGCCCUCUCCCUCGCCCGUCUUGCAGUCGUCACUGUCCCCGGCCACAGAGUGCUUUGCUGUGGAACACUCUCCAACACGACACGAACCCUCUCUGCACUUGCAUGGUUCCACAGAGCCUGCCUACCACCCCCAACACAGCACUGUAACGCAAGAGUGUCCCCCGAGCUCUUUGCAAGCCUCGCAUAUUCAUAAAGCCCCUGACUCUCACAGACACGGCACCUCUGUGGAGGCCAGUGCGGGGGAAUGUGAAGUUGUGACCUCAUGCCCCGAUGGUAAAAGGAGUAAAAAGUACAGGUCUAGAGACUAUGUAGUCAACCUUCAAGGGCAGCCUUUAGAGGACAAGACAAAGCCUGUGCGCUUAAAAGAGCGAAGGUUGACCUUUGACCCUGUGACUGGUCAGAUAAAACCCCUCACCCCAAAAGAGUCCCACUUUGAGGAAGAAAGCCCAGUGCCGCAACCGCCGCCGCUGCCGCCACCACCACCCCCUGCCGCUGAGCCCAAUCAGCAAAAGCCCCCCGCGUCUCUCCCCAGCCCCUUCCAACAGACAAACUGGAAAGAGCUGUCCAGGAAUGAAAUUAUCCAGUCAUACCUUAACAUUCAGAGCAAUGUGCUCACCUCCUCUGGGGCGCAGACCCACGGAGCACACUUUUUCAUGACAGAAUAUUUAAAACGAGAGGAGCACGACACAAAGGAGACCAGAAAGACCCACGUGUUGGUGCCCAGCAAACCUGAAUCAGACUUGCCUGGUGUGACCAGGGACGUGUCUGAGGACGACCUUAAUAGAAUACACACAAGUCACUGGCCAGGGGUCAAUGGUUGUUGUGAUACUGUGGGCACCUGGUAUGAUUGGACAGAGUGCAUAGCCUUGGACCCACAUGGAGAUGAGGGUAAAUUGAACAUCUUGCCAUAUGUCUGCCUAGACUGAGAGAACUGGGCCUCUCUUGUCUUUUUUUUUUUUUUUUUUUUGUCUUCAUGAAAAAGUGACAUGUCCUUGAUUGUACUAACUAUGAUCUGGCAAUGUCACAACCACAGUUGCCCCCUCUGGCCUCCCUUGUAUUUGUCAAUCAGAAUGGUGAAAUGGGAUGCUGAGUGUGCAGAGGUGGCAGGUUGUGAUUUUCCAUGCAUGGUUUUGCAAAGGCGCUCCAUUACAAAGUGCUGCUAGAAUUGCAGGCAAGAGGUCUAAAGAAAUACAGAGAUUGGGUGUAGUUGGCCAGUUAUUGCACGGGUGUGUGGGAAAGCAGUCAAGGAUUACGACAAGCACAGGUAAGACUGAAAGUGUCCAGCAAGUCAGAAAGAAUUUAACUUGUUUGGAAGUUACAAGAAGCUUUAUGUGACUUAAAAAAAAUAAUAAAUUAUAAUUUUUCUUAUCAUG